Messenger RNA from Acaulospora morrowiae, 408 nucleotides. NCBI's taxonomy places the organism in Eukaryota, Fungi, Glomeromycota, Glomeromycetes, Diversisporales, Acaulosporaceae. The record is from the annotation of a GenBank genome assembly.
AUGAACUCCUUCACCGCUCAAGAGGAACCCAGUGAAGCUGUUCAGUAUUACUCUGCUGGUGAACCUGCCCUUACGGACGAAAAAUUCUCACAAAUGUCUCUAGAAUCACCUCAACAAGUUGCCGAGCAACCUCACCUUACGAUGAGGAAUGAAGAAAAUAUUCAAGUUGUUCCCAACUUUGAUGACCAGAAAGAACACGGUUCCACUCCUUCGGUUUCUAAAACGACCUACACUUGCCACGUUUGUGAUAAGAGGUACAAACAUAGAAACUGUUUGGUUAAGCAUUUGUGGGAACACCAUGAAAGCUGGGAACUGUGUCUCAAGUUCAACUUGACAAAGCACCAGCAGGUUCAAAUGAUGGAGGCAGCACAGAUUCUUGUUGAUCUUGCUUGUAUAAAACAACACUAA